Thlaspi arvense is the source of this 1290-nucleotide messenger RNA. The record is from the annotation of a GenBank genome assembly. Lineage: Eukaryota; Viridiplantae; Streptophyta; Magnoliopsida; Brassicales; Brassicaceae.
AUGAGACGUUUCCAUGAAAAUGAAAAAGAGACGGUGGUUACCACAUUAGGAAACAACGAUGUGAUGGUUAUAUUAGACAACCACCUAACCAAACCAGGGUGGUGCUGCGACAACAACGACGGUAACGGUUUCUUCGGUGACCAAUUCUUCGAUCCCACCGUGUGGACCGCCGCUUUGAGUAAAAUGGCGGCCACCUUCGACGGCGUCUCUAAUGUCGUUGGCAUGGGUCUAAGAAAUGAACUUAGAGGGCCUAAACAAAACGUCAACGAUUGGUUCAAGUAUAUGCAACAAGGAGCUGAAGCAGUUCACUCAGCAAACAAGAACGUACUUGUAAUCCUCUCCGGUCUCAGCUUUGACACCGAUCUCUCCUUCGUUAGGUCGCGACCCGUAAAACUAUCCUUCACCGAAAAACUCGUCUUCGAGCUUCAUUGGUAUUCUUUCACCGACGGAAACUCGUGGGCGACCAAUAACCCUAACGACAUCUGCGGUCGAGUUCUAAACCGGGUAGGAAACGCUGGCGGUUUUCUCCUUAACAAAGGCUUUCCCUUGUUCCUCAGCGAGUUCGGUAUAGACGAAAGAGGACAAAACGCGAAUGACGAACGCUAUUUCGGUUGCUUAAGCGGUUGGGCAGCUGAAAAUGACGUCGAUUGGUCACUCUGGGCGAUUACUGGAAGCUAUUAUUUAAGAGAAGGUGUGGUCGGGUUGAAUGAAUAUUAUGGUGCGUUGGAUUCGGAUUGGUCUAGUGUUCGAAAUUCGAGUUUCUUGCAAAAGAUCUCUCUUCUUCAAUCUCCGCUCCAAGGACCAGGCCCUCGAACCGAUGCUUACAAUCUGGUUUUACAUCCGUUAACCGGACUCUGCUUAGUACGAUCUCUCAAUGACACUACAAUGCUUACUCUUGGUCCGUGCAAUAGCUCCGAACCAUGGAGCUACACUAAGAAAACCCUAAGAAUCAAAGACCAGCUUCUGUGUUUACAGAGCAACGGACCAAAAAACCGGGUUACGAUGACUGGGACGAGUUGCUCGAAACCCGGUUCCAUAUGGCAGACAAUCUCGGCCUCUAGGAUGCACUUAGCUACGACAACAGGUAACAAAACUUCUCUUUGCCUUGACGUGGACGCAACCAAUAAUGUCGUGGCUGAUGCCUGCAAGUGUCUGAGUAAGGACAGUUCGUGUGAGCCAAUGAGCCAAUGGUUCAAGAUCAUUAAUGCCACAAGGCCAUUGAAGAGCUCCACAUUGUACAAACAGAUCUCAUCCUUACAGAAUUUGUCACCCAAGUCGGAUUUGUUGUAA